AUGCAAGAGGAAAGCCUCCAUGUCGUUAUUGUAGCGUCCGUACCAAAUAAGGACCAAACAGAAACCAAGAACCCAAUAGACACGAAUGAGCAAAACGAUGGCUCAUCUCAUGAGGGAGUAUUCCAGAGCUCCGUGGACAGCCCCACCUUCCUCAAAAAGCAAAAGAAGAAACUGACCGAAAGCCACGUGGGUUAUAAGAUCCAGGAAGCCAAGAAAGAAUCCACUGGCAAAUUUAGCCUACUUAGGAGGUUGUUCAUCAGCUUGGCCACGUCAACAUGUUUCACGUUUCUACUAACGAUGCUGAUGUUUAUACCUUUGUCAAAGGUAAUCAUUGGAUCUAUCUUUUUUCAUGAGUGCCCAGCCGAGCCGUUCAUCCCCGUCUACCUGGUCGUGGGUGGCACAGUGGCCUGUGCUCGAGACUUAAUCAAUAUAGGCAUGAGAUCGGUUCUCACCGAUAGGGCUUAUUUUGAAUACGAUGUACCCAUCACAAUCGCCGCCUUCCUCUACACAAUGGCGGAGUUCGCUUGGUUUGUUUAUGGCUCCGUCUUUGUGUACUCACUGUUCAACGACUUCCAGUGGAAGGACAAAAGUGCCGACAACUACUGCAGCUCUCUGCUGUACAUGUACGCCUUCGUGCUGACCACUAUGUCCUACUUCCUCCUCGUCAUGACGUGCAUCCUUUCCGCGGCCGCCAUCUGCGUGGCCUACUGUCUGGAAUUCCCCGGGAGUCAAGAGCAGCAACCGCUGGCCACUGUUGUUGUUGUGCAACCGCGCGGUGACCAGCAAAUACGAACUUCGGAACAACACAAGUAUCUGCCACAUCACAAUCAACAUCAGCUGCCACAACAGCAACAUCCAGAUCAACAGCAGCCAUAUCAGCAACAGCCAUAUCAGCAGCAGCAACAUCAGCAAGGUUAA
Candidula unifasciata is the source of this 918-nucleotide messenger RNA. NCBI's taxonomy places the organism in Eukaryota, Metazoa, Mollusca, Gastropoda, Stylommatophora, Geomitridae. The record is from the annotation of a GenBank genome assembly.